This is a messenger RNA of Rhineura floridana, 1583 nucleotides long. It is a transcript of the gene ASL, whose product is annotated as argininosuccinate lyase. Gene Ontology annotation, cellular component: cytosol. The coding region runs from base 105 to 1499 and encodes 464 amino acids. Gene Ontology annotation, molecular function: argininosuccinate lyase activity. Lineage: Eukaryota; Metazoa; Chordata; Lepidosauria; Squamata; Rhineuridae. The record is from RefSeq and is a predicted model, not a curated record. The transcript has 17 exons.
CGGACAGCCGGAGCAUCGUAGACCAGCUAGCUGGUGCUUGCGAGAUUUUGCAAGGGUUUCUUUCUUUCUGGACCAGAGAGGAGGAGGAGGGAACGUCGCCAGGCAUGGCAUCUGAGGGCAAUAAACUUUAUGAAGGAAGGCUGGUGGGACGCACUGACCCCAUCCUGGAGAAGCUGAACUCUUCGAUAGCAGUGGACCAGUGCUUGUCGGAAGUUGACGUCCGUGCAAGCAUCGCUUAUGCCAAGGCUCUGGAGAAGGCUGGGAUUCUAUCCAGAGCCGAACUGGACAAGAUGAUCAGUGGGCUCGAGAAGAUUUCUGAAGAGAUUUCCAAGGGCACUCUGGUGAUCGCCAAAACAGAUGAGGAUAUCCAUACUACCAUUGAGCGCAGGCUCAAGGAGCUGAUUGGUGAUGUGGCUGGAAAACUUCACACCGGAAGAAGCAGAAAUGACCAAGUUGUGACUGACUUGAGGAUGUUGAUGAGGAACUCCAUCACGAUGCUGUCCAGCCACCUGCAGCAGCUCAUCUGGACCCUGGUGGAGCGCGCUUCUGCAGAGAUUGAGGUGAUCCUUCCCGGUUACACCCACCUGCAAAGGGCUCAGCCAAUCAGAUGGAGCCAUCUCUUGCUCAGCCACGCCGUUGCUUUGACCAGGGAUUCUGAGCGUCUCAUUGAGAUUAAGAAGAGGAUCAAUGUCUUGCCUUUGGGAAGUGGGGCUCUUGCUGGCAACCCAUUUGGCCUGGAUCGUGAGCUUAUUUGUAAAGAACUCGAUUUUGCUUCCAUCAGCAUCAACAGCAUUGAUGCGGUGAGCGACCGGGACUUUGUGGUGGAGUUCCUGUCCACUUCUUCCUUGAUCAUGAUCCACCUGAGCAAAUUAGCCGAAGACCUAAUCCUCUUUUCCACAAAGGAGUUUGGAUUCAUCACUCUCUCAGAUGCCUUCUGCACCGGGAGCAGCCUGAUGCCUCAGAAGAAGAAUCCGGACAGCCUCGAAUUGAUCCGCAGCAAGGCCGGCCGUGUAAUUGGCCGGACUGUUGGAAUUCUGAUGGUCCUGAAAGGACUCCCCAGUGCCUAUAACAAAGACUUGCAGGAAGAUAAGGAGGCCGUGACGGAUGUGAUUGACACCCUGAGUGCAGUGCUGCAGGUCACCACAGGUGUGAUCUCCACUCUCCAGAUGAAUAAGGACACCAUGGAGAAAGCAUUGAGCCCCGAUAUGCUAGCUACGGAUCUUGCCAACUAUUUGGUCCGCAAAGGGAUGCCGUUCAGACAAGCCCACACGGCCGUUGGCAAGGCAGUCCACUUAGCUGAGAACAAAGGAGUGACUCUUAACCAUCUAUCUGUGGAGGACCUGAAGAGCAUCACCCCCAUGAUGGGGAGCGAUGUCUCCCAGGUGUUCAACCAGCAGAGCAGUGUGGAACAGUACAGCUGCCCUGGCGGGACGGGCAAGGGCAGCGUCCGUACACAGAUCGAGCAACUGAAGGAACUCCUGAAGAAGCAGAGAGAAUAAGCUUUUGCAUUGGAACGGUCCCUUUGCUGUGGGUUUUGCUGAUCACGUUUAAUCCUGAGUUAAUAAAACACAGUGAUGGUUGAA